Messenger RNA from Spathaspora passalidarum NRRL Y-27907, 540 nucleotides. RefSeq lists its product as uncharacterized. The transcript has 2 exons. NCBI's taxonomy places the organism in Eukaryota, Fungi, Ascomycota, Pichiomycetes, Serinales, Debaryomycetaceae. The coding region runs from base 1 to 540 and encodes 179 amino acids. The record is from RefSeq and is a predicted model, not a curated record.
AUGACCACUUUAGAAAAUAUUUCCCACAUACAGCCCUCAACUUCUGCUGGACAUCAACCACAACCAGAGCAGGAUCAACUGCCUGCCAUAACCCAUAGAUUAGCCAAGACCACAUCAAAUAAUAAACGAGUAUAUUACUCUACCGGUAGAGGCGGGGCAGGAAAUAUGCAACAUUCUAGUCAAAUACCUUCCCCCAAAUUAAUUCCUAUGGGAUCAAACACUCCACAAUUAACCACAUCAAAAAUAACAACUGGUAGAGGAGGAUAUGGAAAUAUGAUUAGUAAUUCCGAUCCACAAUUAGCUAGAAAGUUACAAGAUGUUGAUUCCCCACCACCUGGCGAUAAUGAACUUAAAGCUAUUGCUUCGAACAAUACCUUUUCUGUGGGUAGAGGUGGAUUCGGAAACGUUAUUUCUCACCAAAAGAGCAGCAGUUCUAGUGGCAGUGGAGAUGUCCCAAAUUUAUAUGCUGUCACUUCCCAUAAUAAAGAGCAGAGAAAGAAAGGGGGACUUUUAGGUAAGAUCAAGGAAAUAUUUGGUUGA